UCCCUCCUUUACCUCUCCACCUCAAUCACCCUCCUUUCCCUCCUCUCUUCUUUUCUCCUCAGUCAAUUCUUUCUUCCGCCUAUGUGCGUCCUCUCUAGCCUUCCCCAUAGUUGUUGUUGCCGCCCUCGUUGCUUCCCACCACCAUUGUUGCUUCCCCCUCCUCCCUUCUUGCAGUUCUCCCUCGCCGAUUUCAAAGCCGCCACCAACAACUUCACCUCAGACUUCAUCGUCUUCGAGAGCGGGUAGAAAGCCCCCAACGUCGUGUACAAGGGUCGCCUCCUGAACAGCCGGUGGAUUGCCGUCAAGAAGUUCACCAAGCUCGCCUGGCUUGGCCCUGAAUAAAGAAGUUGCCUCACCCCAUCGUUAAAUUCGACCACUCUCCACAGGUGUUCUGUGCUCCAAUCCGUGAAGAUCUCAGAUCUGAACAGGUUUUGUCUAUGCCAUUGAAUCUGUUCGAAUUCCUAGUGUUGGGUGUCGUGGCACAGCGAGUUGGGGUGCGAGGAGUACUAGAGGUUGAACAAGGACGAAAAGGAGAAGGGAGGUCUGAUGGUGAGGGAGCUUGCGAAGGAGCAGAGCUGGAACAGGUGCCCCCACUGCAGGUUUUAUGUGGAGAAGACGGAAGGUUGUCUACACAUCACUUGCAGGUAUUGGCAUUAAGAAGAUCAUACCUGCAUAGGGUGUUGGACUAUGAAGACGAAUUCUUUGCAUUGCUGAUGCUGGUUCUUGAAACUCAUAGCUUACGAACUGUUUGCAACUGUCACAACAUCAGCACAAUGUCACGCACUGUAGUUGGAUGCGGCUUUUGAUUAUUUUCUUCUUUUUUCUUUUGUUAUCUGAGCAGAUUAAAUUUCUGUAUUUUUAUUUGAAUUUGUAUAAUGCAUUUGUAUUUGAAUUUUGAAUUUUUUGUAUUUUUUUGUUAUCUGAACAAAUGGAAUUUCUGUAUUUUAAUUGAAUUUGUAUAAUGUAUUUGUAUUUGUAUUUGAAUUAGAAUUUUGAAUAAUUUAUGAAUUUUUUAGUAA
Messenger RNA from Malania oleifera, 1019 nucleotides. RefSeq lists its product as uncharacterized. The record is from RefSeq and is a predicted model, not a curated record. The coding region runs from base 438 to 806 and encodes 122 amino acids. The transcript has 4 exons. NCBI's taxonomy places the organism in Eukaryota, Viridiplantae, Streptophyta, Magnoliopsida, Santalales, Ximeniaceae.